Molecule: messenger RNA, 1384 nt
Organism: Salvelinus fontinalis (brook trout)
Lineage: Eukaryota; Metazoa; Chordata; Actinopteri; Salmoniformes; Salmonidae
Gene: nsmce2
Product: NSE2 (MMS21) homolog, SMC5-SMC6 complex SUMO ligase
Exons: 7
Coding region: 179-853 (224 amino acids)
Biological process (GO): protein sumoylation; double-strand break repair via homologous recombination
Cellular component (GO): nucleus; Smc5-Smc6 complex
Molecular function (GO): SUMO ligase activity; zinc ion binding
Source: RefSeq, a predicted model, not a curated record
ACCGCCUCAAGAGAAACCGGAAAAGGUAGCAACAACAAACUUUUCCCGGUAAUUGUAUGCAGCUAAAGUUGUUUAGUAUAUUCUCUUAUUUAGGCACCAACACAUUAAAGAACACGUCUACAUCCUGAAUAUCCCAGCGAGGAAAGUCGUGAGAUACUUUCAUGUUUUAAAUUUCAACAUGUCCUUGAGUGCAGUCCACUCCACACUGUCUAGUCUGAAAACAUGUCAGACAGAUAUUGGAACAGGGAUGGACAUUGUGACAGACGUUGCUCUGGACGUGGCAGAAACAGCAGGAACUGAGAAUGAUGCGGUCCUGAAGAAGCUGGAGGGGAUGAUGCUGGAGUGUGCCAAACUGGACCAGGAGAUCAACUGCUUUGUUGAGGUGGUGAACUGUGUCACUGCGGAGGUGAGGAACCAGGAGCCCGAGGCCAUGUUCAGACUGAAGUCUCUGGUGAAGGAGAAGUUCACUGAGAGACACGGCAGACUGUCUGAGGGAGAACUACAGAACCACGUCAAGCUGAUCAGCUUUAAGGAGAACGUCAGAAACGCACUCAAAACAGUGAACCCUGAGGCAGCAGAGAAUAUGGAGGAGGAGCUGGAUGAGGACAUCGCUGUGACGCAGAGUGAGGUUAACUUUACCUGUCCCCUCACUCAGGUGGAGAUGGUGAACCCAAUGAAGAACCAGAAGUGUAACCACCACUACGACCGGGACGCCAUUAUGGGGAUGAUCAAGGCCCGGCAAAACCAGAAGAAGAAGUUACGCUGUCCGGUGGUUGGCUGUAGCAACACGGACGUGAAGCAGGGAGACCUGAUCCUAGAUCAGAUUAUGAGGAGACAAAUCCAGAAGAGGUAGACUACCACGGCAUAAUUCUGGUCCAGAAGAGGUAGACCACCAAGGCAUAAUUCUGGUCCAGAAGAGGUAGACCACCAAGGCAUAAUUCUGGUCCAGAAGAGGUAGACUACCACGGCAUAAUUCUGGUCCAGAAGAGGUAGACUACCACGGCAUAAUUCUGGUCCAGAAGAGGUAGACCACCAAGGCAUAAUUCUGGUCCAGAAGAGGUAGACCACCAAGGCAUAAUUCUGGUCCAGAAGAGGUAGACCACCAAGGCAUAAUUCUGGUCCAGAAGAGGUAGACCACCAAGACGCGAUUCUGGGGUACGCCACUCAUCAAUCCUGACAAUAAUAAUUGGACUUUUAAUUAAUUGAGGAUAAAACAUGACUUUUUGUUGUUGUGACCAAAUGUUAUCUUGCUGCUGUGUCUGAACGUAUUUGUUCGUCACAGAAUUGCGCUAUUCAGAAAUGUUAUAUAACAAAACCUCUCUUUAUUUAUACUUAAGGGAGUCUUCUUUUUCAGUCAGUUCAAUAAAGGUUUUUAUACAAUUUA